AUGGGUGUCAAACACCCUGCAAAUAUUAUAAACUUUGCCAAACAACGCACCCUCAACACACCAUUGUUAGCCUUGCUAAGGGUGGCCAAGGCGACAGCUGGCGCCGCCAAUAAGCUGUCAAAGAUCAAGGUAGUGAGGCUCUCCAUAGCCCAAGUGCUUACCGUGAUUUCUCAGAAGCAGAAGGCCGCUCUCAGGGAAGCUUACAAGAAUAAGAAGUACUUACCUCUGGAUCUCCGCCCUAAGAAGACCCGCGCCAUUCGCAGGCGCCUCACAAAGCACCAGGCAUCUUUGAAGACUGAAAGGGAGAAAAAGAAAGAGAUGUACUUCCCAUUGAGAAAGUACGCCAUCAAAGUUUAAGCUGAUUUAUGCUGGAAGAGAUUUUGGUACUUCAUCUUUGUUAUCUUGGAGGAUUUUUCAUGUUGGAUGGACUACUAGUUAGGCUGAAAUGUUAUGGAUUGAGAUCAUUUUUUUCGAGUAUCAUUAUUUCUCCUCAACUAAUGAUUAGUUAAGUCCUUAUUUCACACAUGACAUGGAAUGUGAAUGGUUUCUUCCUUUUA
Olea europaea var. sylvestris is the source of this 557-nucleotide messenger RNA. Its product is annotated as 60S ribosomal protein L35-like. The coding region runs from base 1 to 357 and encodes 118 amino acids. The transcript is spliced from 2 exons. NCBI's taxonomy places the organism in Eukaryota, Viridiplantae, Streptophyta, Magnoliopsida, Lamiales, Oleaceae. Gene Ontology annotation, biological process: translation; maturation of LSU-rRNA from tricistronic rRNA transcript (SSU-rRNA, 5.8S rRNA, LSU-rRNA). Gene Ontology annotation, cellular component: cytosolic large ribosomal subunit; ribosome. The record is from RefSeq and is a predicted model, not a curated record. Gene Ontology annotation, molecular function: mRNA binding; structural constituent of ribosome.